Messenger RNA from Fusarium oxysporum Fo47, 1389 nucleotides. Its product is annotated as beta-lactamase/transpeptidase-like protein. Lineage: Eukaryota; Fungi; Ascomycota; Sordariomycetes; Hypocreales; Nectriaceae. The coding region runs from base 1 to 1389 and encodes 462 amino acids. The record is from RefSeq and is a predicted model, not a curated record. The transcript has 4 exons.
AUGCUAAAGCUUCGGAACCUCAUCGCAAGCCUCACGAUAGGGUACUUCACCUUCAGGGGUGUAACUGCCCAGUUAAACGGAUACGGAUUUGCGGCAUUGCCUGAUAAGCCAGUCACACCGGAAACGCUUUGGUACACCGCUUCGACUACAAAGGCACAGACGUCCCCUACUCUAGCCCACCUGAUCGACUCUGGAGAGUACCCGGCUCUCGCCAACGGUUGGUCGACGACAAUCUCCACAAUCAUUCAUGACGAUUUCGUGCUUCAGGACUUAAAGCCAAGUCGAAAGAUAUUGUCCACAACUUUAAGGAAUCUACCUUUAACCACCGAACCAUGGGUCAAGUACUCUUAUACGAAUUUGAUGUAUGCCACAAUCUCACAUGUUAUUAAGAUUAUCACAGGCAAAUGGCUUAGAGACGUGCUGAAAGAGCUGAUCUGGGUGCCGCUGGAUAUGGACUCAACCCUUUUCGAUCUCCAAGACGCAAGCCAUGCCCCUAAUCAACUUGCUUCGGGUUACUAUUGGGACAUAAAGGAAGGAAAAUACGGUGAGGCUCCUUUCAUAAACGUUACUGAGCUCAGCGGCGCCGGGGCAAUUUUCUCAAAUGUCCUCGACUUCGCUAAGUGGGUAAAAUGCCUACUUCACGAGGCAGCUCCAUUCUUCAAAGAGGUACACAGAGAUAUAAAGUCUUCAAGAAUGAUUGAACCCACGCAGCUGGAUGAACCCAGCGACAUGGUGACAUAUGGACUCGGCUGGCACCACAGCCUCUUUAAGGGGCAUGCUAUAUAUACUCACAGCGGAGGGGUGCACACCUAUGGAGCCCAAGUCUAUUGGUUGCCUAGUAUCAGGUAUGGCGUCGUUGCGUUCGCGAACACGGCCCUUACUUCAAAUGCCGUGGAGGAAAUCCUGGCAUGUAACUUGAUGCAGGACCGACUUAAAAUCCCAGAGAACGAGCGUUCUGAUGUCAAGUCUAAAUGUAAAAAGAUGAUGAAGGAGCUAGACCCUCCUGCAGAUGAGGCUGUUGAUAUUCUCUACCCUGAGCGUCCUCAGCCGCCGUUGCCGCCUACUCUGAACAUUACGGAGUUGGAGGGCAUAUCCUACGACCCAGGGUAUGGACGGAUUACGUUACGGGAAGACCCUCACCCUGGUGGAUCAGGUGAGAAAGUUUUUGUCGCAGACCGCCACGACAUGACGUGGAAGCACCAGAUGAGGCUGCAUCACGUUUCCGGUGACUAUUGGACUAUCUACCUGCCUGUUUUGGAGAAUCCAGGGUAUAUAGUCGAGUUCGUGGCUGGGGAGUUCAAGAUCGGGAGUAAUGGAAAGGUGGCUGGACUGCAGGGGGGAACGAAUAGGCAAUUAUUGGCUGUUAUUAGCUGUAACGCGGCAUGUUGA